AUGGGAACAUUGCACAUCGACGCCAACUUCCUACUUGCGGGGGGCCACGAGAACGCUGGCUCGGCGAGCAACCCAAAUCCAACCCACAAGCGGAUUGAAAUGAUCGUCUACGGUGUCCUUAUUGAGCAUGCCACGGCCGGUCUGAUUCUGUUUGAAACAGGCUGUCACGAUGAUAUGGAGAAACACUGGGGCCCGAUGUACGAUGUGUCUCCACGCAAACAAUAUACCUCCAAAAACCGGCUGGAUGAGCAGAUCGCGAUGACCGGUCAUUCCAUCAAGGAUAUUAGAGCUGUUAUCAUCGGUCAUCUUCAUGCCGACCAUUCUGGUGGCUUGAUGCACUUCCUCGGCACCGAUGUUCCUAUCUAUGUGCAUGACUUGGAACUCAAUAAUGCCUUGCGGUGCCUUUUCACAAAGGCUGAUGCUGGUCCAUAUAUGCCCUCAUACCUUGACCACCGCUUGAAUUGGAAAACAUUCAACGACUCGGCUACCCAGCUAUUUCCAGGACUGACGAUGCAUCAUUGCCCAGGCCACACCGCCGGCCUGUGCUGUCUACAAGUAGACCUUGAGAAUGACGGGUGCUUUGUCUUUACUGGUGACCAGUUCCAUGUGAAGGAGAACUACACUAAGAGGAUUCCUCAAGUUAACUCCAUGAAAGGUCUUCUGGGACGGGACCGGAAUGCUUGGUUCCAGUCAACUCUGUACAUCGAAAGAUUGGAAGUAGUACUGGGCGCUAAGAUUGUCUUCGGCCAUGAUUAUGAAGUGUUCAAGUCGCUUAAGCAAGCUCCUGAAUACUACCAUUAG
This is a messenger RNA of Penicillium riverlandense, 801 nucleotides long. RefSeq names its product N-acyl homoserine lactonase family protein. Lineage: Eukaryota; Fungi; Ascomycota; Eurotiomycetes; Eurotiales; Aspergillaceae. The record is from RefSeq and is a predicted model, not a curated record. The coding region runs from base 1 to 801 and encodes 266 amino acids. The transcript has 7 exons.